Molecule: messenger RNA, 684 nt
Organism: Lycium ferocissimum
Lineage: Eukaryota; Viridiplantae; Streptophyta; Magnoliopsida; Solanales; Solanaceae
Exons: 2
Coding region: 1-684 (227 amino acids)
Molecular function (GO): zinc ion binding; nucleic acid binding
Source: RefSeq, a predicted model, not a curated record
AUGGCAAAGGCAUACACGCAGGAUGAUUUCGAUGAGUUGAUGGGGAAGGUUCAAAAGGUAGAUAUGCGCGUGGCAGAGUAUUUCGAAUCGGCUGGUAGAGACAAGUGGGCUAGAUUGUAUGUAUCUGUUAACCGAGGGUGGACAAUGACUUCUAACAUAGCAGAGUGUAUUAACCGACAUCUUCUAGUAGCUAGAGAACUGCCUAUAUAUGACUUUCUCGAAGAAGUUAGAAGGAUGUUUGGGAUAUGGAAUUACAAUAACCGGAGAAAUGGAACAUACACAUUCACUACACUCGGUAAAAAGUUUCAGGAGAUGCUAUCAAUCAACGAGUAUCUAUGUCUACGAAUGACGAUGAAAUCCCCGGCAUGCACGGGCGUCAUUAAAAAGAAAAAUCUGGUUGCUGAUGAUUAUUGCUCUAAUUUGUUCAAACUGGAGACCGUGUUGAAGACAUAUGAUGUACCUGUGGAUCCUCUGCCCGACGAGCGUGAAUGGAACAUUCCCAAAAAUAUCUUGGAGGAUGUAGUUUUGUCACCAAGAUACAAGAGACCGCCUGGUAGGCCAAAGAAGAGGCGUGAUAAGCCUUUAAGUGAAUUGUUGUUUGGAAAGAGCAGACAUGCUUGCAGUACUUGUGGACAACUUGGGCACAACAGACGUUCAUGUAGUUUUGAGCCUUUAAGGAAGUGA